Molecule: messenger RNA, 7362 nt
Organism: Betta splendens (Siamese fighting fish)
Lineage: Eukaryota; Metazoa; Chordata; Actinopteri; Anabantiformes; Osphronemidae
Gene: bcas3
Product: BCAS3 microtubule associated cell migration factor
Exons: 24
Coding region: 167-2704 (845 amino acids)
Biological process (GO): response to starvation; autophagy
Cellular component (GO): cytoplasm
Molecular function (GO): protein binding
Source: RefSeq, a predicted model, not a curated record
UAUUGGCUUCCAAAUGCACCACAGAGUUCCGCAAGUCCAGUCUGACGGUGUUUUGACGUUGGUGCAACUGAGCUCUUCAGUACAUCACACAAGUCCACAACCGAGGGAACUGUUCAACAUCUCGAACAGGACAGUAUAGCUGAAAAAAAUAAAAAGCCAGUGGACAAUGGCUUCUGAUUCUCCACGAAGACCAAGUCGAUGUGCUGGAGGGGUUCUGGUGCGAGCACAGGCUGUUACGGAGCAGUCUUACAUGGAGAGUGUGGUGACCUUUCUGCAGGAUGUGGUUCCACAGGCAUAUACUGGAGCUCCACCCACUGAUGAAAAAGAGAAAGUCAUCUGGGUACGGUUUGAGAAAGCUGACAUCAAUGACACUGCACGUAACCCAGAGUUUCUAGACCUGCAUAGUGGAGCUUCUGAACCUUCCCUCUGCCUCAUGAUUGGUUACAGUGAUGGCAUGCAGAUCUGGAGUGUAUCUGUGGCAGGAGAAGCCCAAGAAUUGUUCUCUGUGCGCCAUGGACCUGUGCGAGCUGCUCGCAUCCUGCCAUCACCUCACAUUGUUCCUCUGAAGACAGACAGUUUUUCUGACAAGAGGCCACUUUUAGGAGUCUGCAAGAGCACAGGGUCUUCUGGGACGAGCCCCCCCUACUGCUGCGCUGACCUCUAUUCUCUACGAACAGGGGAAAUGGUCAAGUCAAUUCAGUUCAAGACACCCAUCUAUGAGCUUCAUUGCAACAAACAAAUACUUGUUGUGAGCCUCCAAGAGAAGAUUGCAGCAUUUGACAGUUGCACGUUCACAAAGAAGUUCUUUAUCACAAGCUGCUAUCCCUGCACUGGCCCGAACCUCAACCCAAUAGCCCUGGGAAGUCGCUGGCUAGCCUAUGCUGAGAACAAGUUGAUAAGAUGUCACCAGUCUCAUGGAGGAGCAUGUGGUGACAAUGCACAGUCAUAUACAGCUACCGUGAUCAAUGCUGCCAAAACUUUGAAAACAGGUCUAACAAUGGUGGGCAAAGUGGUCACCCAGCUGGCAGGCACGCUGCCAGCAGUCACCCCAGAUGAAGAGGGCUCACCUCACAGCACGAGCCGCCGUAGCCCCUACAUCCCCGGUGUGGUUACUAUUAUUGACACACACAGUGUUGGUGAGGGACAGGUCUUGGUGAGUGAGGACUCGGAUGGUGAAGGAGUGGUGGCUCAUUUCCCAGCUCAUGACAAACCCAUAUCCUGUAUGCAGUUCAACCCCAGUGGUAUGCUGCUGGUGACUGCUGACACCGUGGGCCACGAUUUCCAUGUCUUCCAGAUUCUCACUCAUCCAUGGGCUUCCUCACAGAGUGCUGUUCAUCAUCUCUAUACUUUACAUCGUGGGGAAACCGAAGCCAAGGUCCAAGACAUGUGUUUCAGCCAAGACAGUCGCUGGGUAGCAAUCAGCACCCUUCGUGGCACAACUCACGUCUUUCCCAUCAACCCCUACGGUGGAGCACCCUGCGCCCGGACGCACAUGUCCCCACGGGUCGUCAACCGAAUGUCACGCUUCCAGAAGAGUGCUGGCCUGGAGGAGAUCGAACAGGAGCUGAAUAGGGUGGCUGUGUUAGGAGGAGCUGGAGGAGGAGGCAUAGGAGGAGGUGGUUGCAUCCUAGGUGGAGGUGGGGGCAUCGGAGGCCGCUGUAGUCCAAUACCUGGACUGUCCAGCAGCCCCUCGGGAUCUCCACUGCAUGCCAAGCUGAACAACCAGGAUUCAUUCAACAAUUUAUCCAACAACAACAUGGGGAAUCCCCGGCUUUCCCCUAUGCCCAGCCUCACUGUGGUUCUGCCUCUGGCUCAGAUCAAGCAGCCCAUGGCCCUGUGUACCAUCACCAAGCGCACCGGGCCGUACCUCUUUGGGGCGGGAUGUUUUGCUAUUAAAACUCCAUGCAAAGCUAAGCCACCACCUCAGAUCUCCCCGAGCAAGUCCAGUGGAGGAGAGUUCUGUGUGGCUGCCAUCUUUGGCUCCUCUCGCUCUUGGUUCAUCACCAAUCCCAGCAUGAAAAGAGAUAAAGAUCAAUCCAAGCAGUCAGUUGUUGAGUCACUGUACAUCAUCAGUUGCUAUGGUAACCUGGUGGAGCAUGUUCUUGAGCCUCGGCCAAUUAGCACUGCUCAAAAGAUUAGUGAUGACACCCCCUUGGAGCUUAGCACCUGUCCAAGGGCCUGCUGGACUCUAGCCAGAACACCACAAUGGAAUGAGCUGCAGCCACCCUUCAACUCCAACCACCCUCUGGUGUUGGCUUCAGACCUGGUGCAGUACUAUCAAUACCUUCUGGCUGCGUCAGCUAUGCCCCCAGGAAUCCAAGGCCCCAUGACGCGUUACGAGUCCUCAGACAGCCUGGCAUCGGACCACAGUGGCCAGGAGGACGAGGAGUGGCUCUCUCAGGUUGAGAUUGUGACACAUACAGGACCCCACCGACGCUUAUGGAUGGGCCCUCAGUUUCAGUUUAAGACCAUCCACCCUUCAGGCCAGACUACAGUCAUCUCCUCCUCAUCAUCUGUGCUUCAGUCCCAUGGCCCCACUGAUGUCCAGCAGCCACUCCUGGACUUUGACACAGAUGACCUGGACCUACACAGCCUCAGGAUCCAGCCGGUACGUUCAGAGCCAGUGAGCAUGCCUGGCUCGUCACGGCUGGUAGCCGAGCGUCGUGGGCAGACCAACAUCAUGGACAUGGGGUCAGUUAACUGAGCGCUGCAGCUUUCUUUGGCUUCGCCCCCAAAAGCUUUGAUUGGUUGAGAAGCUUACCUCAGGCCAGUACUGAUCAACAGCCCUCUCCUCUUGUGACCCUUCUGUCGUCCGUAUGAGUAUUCAGAGCCAGGGAGCAACGGACUUUCCAAAUAUUAAUAAUGAAAAUAUACUGUGUUAACACUCACUCAACACAUUGUCGACGUUAAUAAAGUCUUGUAUUAACACGCAUUUGACAUGUUAGCUAACCCUAGUUUUAACUAGACAAAACCUGAUCACAUUGUUUAAUACAUUGGAGAAUAAAGACAACUAGAUAAAGCAUGUGUUCUUGAAGAAUUGCAGGAAAUAGCUGAAACAUGACAAGCAUAGAUGACUGUAUCUCAAGAGAAUCAGUAGUUGUCCAGUUGAAGCUGGAGUAGUUGAUUUUCAAACGGAGGAAACUUUAAAAAGAUUUGCUGAAAUUAAUAAACUGCCAAAAAAAUGCCAAAAGUGUGUAAAUGUUUGAACAGUUUAAUGGAAUAUAGCUUAAUGUAUCCAAAAAGAUCUGGAUUGGGGCUUUUAUUUUGAAAGGAUUUGGAGUAGCUGUGUGUGCUUAAUAGCUUAGCUAUAGCUAGCUAGCUAGUAAACACACACAGCGCAAGUAGUCUCAUUUUCUAGUCACAUUUACACAUUCAAAAACAAAACUGGUGCUAAUAAAGCUGAAAAAUUGAAUUGGUGCUUUUUUUUAAAGGAUUCAGAGGAAGUGUUUGAUUAAUUACUAGUGUAAUGAACUAAAAAAAGGAAUUUCUUGAGAAAUUACGUGGGAGAGCUGAUCUGCUGCCGCAACGAUGACAAACGCUGAUUAGGCUGCUGACAACACAAAGUUAACUGCGACAAACAAUUAAAACGAUAAAACGUUGACGAAGACGAAACAACCGUUCUUGUGUUUGUAGUGUUAUAUUUAAAGUUAGAAUUAAAAAAAAUUUAUAACUUUGGUGAAAGUAAUUUAGCAUCUUGUUAUUUAUGGUUAUAAUGUGUUCUUGUUGUUUUGUGUGGUACACCAUGAGUGAGGAGAGUGUACUGUAUGUGAGUGGCCCUCAGCAAGCAGUGAUAUGUUGGGUGUGUGAUCAAUAAAUGGGAUUUGCUUUCUACUAAGGGAGCACACCAAGAGAGACCAUGUUUCCAUGUCUGUUUGCCUGCAAGAUUAAUCUGAGUUCCUGCAGCAAUUGAGAAGUAGAUGAUUUCACCUAUAGUUAACACAGAAUUUAACUGACUUUUACUGUCAUAACUUAUCAUUCAAAAGCAAAAAUAUCCCUAUUAAAGCAAAAGAUUUACAUUAAGCCCUUUCAGAAAAAAAGCACAUAAUAAGUGUGUGUGUGUGGUUAUUUGCUGAACUGUAAAAUAGUCUCAUUAAGGAUUGGUAAUUAUUCAGUCAGAACCAGAAACUUAAAGCAAAUGUAUUGCAGUCGUGCUUUCAUUUUGAAAGUAUUGCGGAAAUGUGUGGGGGUAUUAACGUAACUGUCACUUAGUCUUUAAAUAGUCAUAAUUACCCAGCCAAAAGCAGAAAUAUUGCUAUCUAAUCUAAUUAUUUGGCUUGGUGAUUUUAUUUUAAAAGAAAUUAGAGGAAGUGUGUGCUUAAUUACUACACAAUCCAAUAGUGCAGUGAUCAACAAUAAUCAGUAAUAAACAUGGAACUGCUUUGUACACUGAGCAUCAGGAGUUUGAACUGUCAGUCAAAUCUGCAGCUGCUCCGUUGCCAUGGAGACGAAAGUCGGGAAAAUCAGGCUCACUCUGCUCUGUGAAAGCAGCAAACUUCAGUUUUAAUGCUGAUAAAUAGGCUUAUUCCAGCAAAACUAUUAUAGGUAUGACAGAACUACAGUAACUUGACUUUAUGAAUUCCAAGGCUUCAAUGAGCAACUGGUUUGAAUUUUAUGUGUAAGCACUCAAGAUUGUGGUCACACUCACAAUUUCAAAAUGUGUCUGCUUUUGCGUUUUUCCCCAGACGUCUGGGGGGAAUUGUCAUUACAGUCUAUGGGGGAAAUUCAGGAUCUCUGUGCUUUGAAGUCGAUAGCGACUAAAGUAUAGGUCUGACAGCUUAGCCAGACAUCACAUUAGAAAGAAGACAAGUAUGACUACAAACACAAGUAAAAAAUAUGUUGAUAGUGAAAAUUGUGGCUGUAAUGACAAGUUGAAAACAGAAGUUCUGUCUUAAAAAAACGUGCCCUCACACUCUAGCUCACGCAAUACACACUAAUGGUAACGCUGAAGAAUCACUGAAAACCACACGAUAUUUAAACGCUCACAAGGUGAAAAGUAUAGGAGAUAUAAGGACGCUGAUUUACAAGGAGAAAGUUGCAUGAUGAUAGACACUUUUGAAGUUUAAAUGACGUUUCUACACCAAAGAAUGACAAUGACAGAAACCGAUGAAAAUAGCCAAGUUUACAAAAAGUUGAAGAAUGAUGAUUCCAUAAAUGACUAUUUAAAAAACGCUAAAAAAGUUGAAUAAAGUUAUAAGUUGAAAAGCUGAAAUAGUUGCUGAAAAGUAAUAGCCCCCAUCUCCUAAAGAUAACACCCUUUAGAAAGUUAAACGAUGAUCCUACGAUGAAGCGUUGAGCCGAUGAAAGUGACCGUAUUUGGAGAUGGUGUGUGCUGAAUUGCUAUGAAAUAGUCUUAUUACCUAGUCUUAGUUAAACUUUCAAAGGUGGAAAUAGUGCUAUGAAAGCUAAAUAUUUGGACUGGUGCUUUUUUUAAAAGGAUUUUGAGGUGUGCGUAUGCUUGGGACCUAAACUUUAAAAUAGUCCUGUUAACUAAACACAAUUACCUAUUAAACAGCAAAAAUAGUGCUAUUAGGGCUAAAUUUAGAGAUUGGUACAUUUAUUAUAACUUGGACGACCUGUAUAUGCUUAAACAAAAAGCUGAAGGUUGCAAUAGUUGCAAUAGUAGUCAUAACAAACCAGUUGAAAGGAGAAAUAUUGCUAUAUUAUAUCUAAUUAACUAUUUGUAAUUAAUCAGUUGAAACAUUACUGAAACGAGGUGAUGAGUUGAAUGUAGCUGAUUCGAUCUGCAAAAUAAUAGGGGCAAGCCAAGGACUACAGGAUAUACUGUAGCUGAAAUAGGACAUAGCUGAAGAGCUGUCUCCACAUGGAGAGAUAUGUUUGUGUGUUUGUGUGUGUGUGUGUGUGUGUGUGUGUGUGUGUGUGUGUGUGUGUGUGUGUGUGUGUGUGUGUGUGUGUUUGUGUGUGUGUGUGUGUGUGUGUGUGUGUGUGUGUGAAUAUAAAAUAUUUAUUGGUUUAAACAACGACUUGAGAGUUGCAACAGUCCCAAAAGGGUAAACCUAUGCAAAUGAGAACAUUUUAAUACAAAAUCAUGAAUCAAUAAUUGCAAUUUCAAUUUUAACAUAUUGUAGUGGCCCACAGCGGUUAGUCCCGCCCUGAGCCACUAAGGCUUAUGGGUAAAAGAACUGUUCUUGUAUUUGUAGUGUUAAAGGUAAAGUUAGGAUUAAACAAACUGUAUAAUUUUGGUGAAAUUAAUUUAGCCUUUUGUUCAUGUGUGGUUGUAAUGUGUUCUUGUUGUUUUGUGUGGUACACCCUGAGUCAGGAGAGUGUGUGUGGGAGUGACCAUCAAUGAGCAGUGAUUUGUUGGGUGUGUGAAAAAUAAACAGGAUUUGCUUUCUACUAAAGGAGCACCCCAAGAGAAGCUAUCUCUCUUGUCUGUUUACCUGCACAGACUAAUCUUAAAUCCUGCUGUUAACUGUAGUUAAGUACAGGAAUUAACUGGACUGUCAGUUAAUUGACCUAACUUAACUCUUGUUCCAGUCAGUCCAGAAGGACUGUUUCAGUACUAAAUGUUGCUACAAUGUUGAAAAUGCAAAUCUAUGUGAAUAUUUUAACACAAAAUCAUGCAUCAAUCAUUUUCUACUGUAUAAGCAAAAGGACAAAGCUGAAGAGCAUUCAGUGAUUAAAAAACAAUUUAAAUAAAAUUUUGAUAAUAUUGGCAUACUUUAAAAUAUUGUAAUUAAACAUAAAGAUUAGUCUCUUAUGUCAACAUGAAGAGUCUAAUGCAAUAAUUGUUCAUUAAUCAAUGCAAUGAUUAACACCAGUUCCUGUUAUGGUGCAUCACCCACAAUGCAUUGUGCUAUAAGUUUGCAUAUAUUGUUGAAUGCUGUAAUGUAGAAUUAAUUCCUUAAAGACACCCCUCAAGUAUAUUAAAAACCAGGUAGUUUUAAAAAAGCUUAAUGUCUACACCCGCUCUUAUGGGGCAUCAACAGUGCAAUGAACUCAUCAGUGAUAUGCAUAGAGAUGCUGUGGACACUGAGCAUUAGGAGUUUGACUUGUAAGUCAAAGUGCUACUGAGCUCAAUCCCUUAUCUGCUGCAGCUGCAUCAUUGUCAUGGUACCUCCACUGAUCAGCACAAAAAGCAAAGGUUAUCACAAAAAUAACUUAACUUUAUGAAUCCCAAGGCUUCAAUGAGCAACUGGUGUGAGUUUAAAGCUUGAGGAGUGAAAAUUGUGGCCACAGUUGCAAUUUAAAAAUGCCUGCCUGAGUUAAAGAGAGAGGUUCUGUCUUAAAAAACGUUCCUUCACACUCUAGCUGUGACUUCACGCACUUUAGCUCACGCAAUACACACUAAUGUAAAAGCUGAGGAUUGACCAAAAACCACUCAAUAUUCGAUUGGGAACAUAU